Triticum urartu is the source of this 957-nucleotide messenger RNA. NCBI's taxonomy places the organism in Eukaryota, Viridiplantae, Streptophyta, Magnoliopsida, Poales, Poaceae. The record is from RefSeq and is a predicted model, not a curated record.
AUUCUGACUGCCAACAUGUGUUGGUGUUAUUUGUUCACCUCAAUUGUCUUCAUCAAAAUAUCAUUUAUUCAUGACAAAUGUAUUUUUCUUGUGUUUAUACAGGUUUGCCUGUUUACAAAUCCCAUAUGGCUGGUGAAAACACGGAUGCAACUACAAACACCCGGGCAUACUUCGUCUUAUUCUGGAUUUUCGGAUGCUUUGAGAACUAUUCGGAAAGAGGAGGGAUGGCGAGCACUUUAUAGAGGGAUCGGGCCUGGACUUUUGCUGGUCACCCAUGGCGCGAUACAAUUCACUGCCUAUGAGGAACUUCGCAAGGCUAUGAUAUCUGCGAAAAGUAAACAAACAAGGGGAGAUGACAAAGGCAGCGAGGAUUUAUUGAACUCCGUUGAUUAUGCGGCACUUGGCGCUGGUUCAAAAUUAUCUGCUAUUCUGCUUACUUAUCCUUAUCAGGUUAUCCGAGCCCGCUUACAGCAACGACCUGGUAGUGAUGGUAUCCCAAAGUACUCAGAUAGUUGGCAUGUAGUGAAGGAAACUGCAAGGUACGAAGGUGUCCGGGGUUUUUACAGGGGCAUCACGUCCAACCUGUUGAAGAACCUUCCAGCGGCUUCUGUGACGUUUGUGGUGUAUGAAAAUGUCAUCAAACUAUUCAGAGCAACCAAGGAGAAGACGUAGUUCCAACUUGCAACUGAAGCCAGGAGAAACAUAGGAGGAAAUAGGGAAUAUACUACUGUUCCAUUCAAAUACAGAAUCUGUUCAUUCACCACACUAUCCGAGCUGAACGUGAUGUUCCAUCACAUUUCCCAGUUCAGCUCUUGUUCAUUUAACACAAACGGGAUUUAGUUUGGCAAACUUGUUUUUUGUAGAGAAAACUCAUUUUUCUUUUUCUUCACGAAGGAAUAGCUCAUUGAUUCAUGUUGUCCAGUUAAAUGCUUGUUGAAUAUAGUGCUGGUUCGCUCU